Messenger RNA from Nezara viridula (southern green stink bug), 552 nucleotides. The record is from the annotation of a GenBank genome assembly. Lineage: Eukaryota; Metazoa; Arthropoda; Insecta; Hemiptera; Pentatomidae.
AUGGGGCGGAGGGAAUACGAAGUAGGCCUCUCCUUUAUGAGGGGCCCGGAAGGGUAUAGAGCCGCCAUACGUGCCCCGGGACGGAGGCGCACUGCAGCUGGUAUUAUAUAUAAAUACACCAGGAGGGCUCACGUACCCCAUUUCCCUCCCCGCCUUUAUUGGGGCCCAUCUCGACCCCUCCCCUCCUCUCACCCCUCCUCCGCAUUAUCGCUUCCUGCAGAUAAUGUCCCGUUCCCACCGUCGCACAAGCUGACCGCUUCGGAAGUGUUCGAGGGUCGGACGGGGAAGCCGCGGCCGGACGUGCUGAAGCAGCACUUCAUGGCCGAGGGCAGGAUCGACGAAGCGGCCGCCCUCAGGAUCAUCAACGAGGGAGCCACGCUCCUCCGCUCGGAGAAGACCAUGAUCGACAUCGAAGCCCCCAUCCGUAACAAUGGCUCCAAGUUGAGUAUUUCCAGACAGCUGUUAGACCCACCCUCAUCCGCUCCUCCGGCUCCACUAUAUUUAGCACCAGACGAUACUAAGAGACCGCAAAUAGAUCGCGGUUCUCGCUGA